AUGCGUAUGUUUAUUAAUGGUCUCAAAUAUAUUAUACCAUGUCAUAAUCGACAGUCUCGUAAAUCUAUCGAACAAUUUGUUAUUGAACAAUAUCAAAGUAUAUCAACUACAGUAAAAAAUUGUCUUAAAGAUCAUCGACUAUCAACUAUAGAUGAACGUGCAAAACAAGCAUUUUCACAAUUAAAAGGAAUUUUUAUUCAACGUCUUCUACGUCAUCGGUCAGAUAUUGUUAUACAUCGUACAGAUAAAAGCAAAGUAUUUUAUAUUGGAAAAGUGACUGGUUUUGAACGAAAAGCAGAAGAAUAUAUAUUAAAAACUGAAGCUUAUAAAGAAAUCUCAAAUAGUCGUUGUCCUCUAUCAGAUAUUUUAUAUGCUGUACAAACUUUGCUCACGCAUCUUGUAAUACAAAAGGGUCUAACUGAUCAACAACGUACUAAAAUAUCUCCGAAGUUACACAAUUUAGAACUAGGUCAUUAUCAUGGUCUGCCAAAACCACAUAAACCUGGUACACCAUUACGACCUAUUAUUGCAUGCAUUCAUGGAUCAACAAGUUCGAUAUCGAAAUUUGUGAAUGAUCUUCUAGCACCUAUAUUUUUGAACGUUGCUCGUGAAGCAACAUUUAUUAACGGUAUUGAUGCCAUUAGAAAAUUAGAAAAGUAUGUGCUAGAUGAAUACUUUCAAUCUACAACAAAAUUUAUUACAGUUGACGUUACGGAUCUUUAUAGAAUGAUACCUCGAGAAGGUGCAUCACAAACAUUAAUGCGAUUUUAG
This is a messenger RNA of Rotaria sp. Silwood2, 771 nucleotides long. Lineage: Eukaryota; Metazoa; Rotifera; Eurotatoria; Philodinida; Philodinidae. The record is from the annotation of a GenBank genome assembly.